AUGGCGCCGGCACUUGAUGCGGCCUUCGCCCCGCUGGCCACCGUCGCCAUCCAGGAGCAGCAUCUCCAGUCGCGGGACCUGCAGAAUGUCAACCGCACCCAGGCUAUUACCCUCGGUGUCAUCGCCGCCUACGUGGUCGGCAUUGCCAUUCUCUGGAACGUCCCGUAUCUUCGCAUGAUCCUCUGGCCUUUCAAGAUGCUCGUCAUUGCAUUCCACGAGUUUGGACAUGCCAUCACAGCUAUCCUGACCGGCGGCAAGGUCAAGUCUAUCAGCCUGGACCCGAAUGAGGGCGGCGUCACCCAUCUCUCUGGCGGCAUCAGCGCCAUCACUCUGCCUGCCGGUUACCUAGGCUCAUCUCUUAUCGGCGCCGUCCUGAUUAUCUGCGGCUUCAACAUCAACGCCAGCAAGAUUGUCAGUCUGGCUCUCGGCGUGUGCUUCCUCCUCACUCUGUGGUGGGGCAAGCGUGAUUGGCUCACCAUUCUCACUAUCCUCCUCGCCGUUGGCUUCCUUGUUGGAUGCUGGUUCAUCAACCACGCCGAGGCCCUCCGUUUCGUCGUGCUCUUCAUCGGUGUCAUGUCGUCACUCUACAGCAUCUGGGAUAUCUGUGACGAUCUGAUCCUCCGCAAGGUCAAUUCUUCCGACGCCAGUGUCUUCGCCAAGCGCUAUGGUGGUUCUUCUCGCUGCUGGGGUGUCAUUUGGUCCAUCAUCUCCGUUUGUUUCAUGGCUGUUGGAAUUGUUGUCGGCUUGGCUGCUUUCUCUCAGUCUUUUGAACAACAGCGUGAGGAUGCUCAGCACUUCAUUCCCACCUAG
Clonostachys rhizophaga is the source of this 810-nucleotide messenger RNA. The record is from the annotation of a GenBank genome assembly. Lineage: Eukaryota; Fungi; Ascomycota; Sordariomycetes; Hypocreales; Bionectriaceae.